This is a messenger RNA of Austrofundulus limnaeus, 3401 nucleotides long. It is a transcript of the gene pde6b, whose product is annotated as phosphodiesterase 6B, cGMP-specific, rod, beta. Gene Ontology annotation, biological process: signal transduction. Bases 565 to 3126 code for a protein of 853 amino acids. The record is from RefSeq and is a predicted model, not a curated record. The transcript has 23 exons. Lineage: Eukaryota; Metazoa; Chordata; Actinopteri; Cyprinodontiformes; Rivulidae. Gene Ontology annotation, molecular function: 3',5'-cyclic-nucleotide phosphodiesterase activity; protein binding.
UGCAUCACACAAAAUAAAUAAAUAUAGCUAUAAUUUACUUUCAAAUAUUCUCUACAAUAAAAAGCCUGAGUGGUUUUAUUGCGAAUGUGAGAACACAGUUUUGGUGCUAAGAUCAGAUUUUGAUGUGAAUGAACCGAUGAAGUCUGGAUCCUUUGGCCCACAUAAACUGUACGUUACUACAUGGUCAGCUGACGAGUUUAGCAGAGGCAGAUCCCUGCUAACCUUCAGCACUAUCUGCUGAUGACUGAGGGAUUGUUUGGAUUCAACCCUUUGUCUCAGGGAUCUCCCUCUUGCAGUCUGCUCAUCCGACUAAGAUUGGGGGGGGAGGGGAUUAUUAAUUUUUUACCUGCAUUUGAAUGUGUCUAUCUCUGCUUUCCCCAUUUAUCCUUGAUGCGUUUCUUUCUUUGGGAUAUAAAGCAGAUGGAAAAAGUAACCUGUUUGUAAAUUUUUGGGGGUAGAAAUUUUGGUUUCUUGCUGRAGAAUUUGGCGGGAGCUCCUUCCGAGCUUUGUUGGACCCAGAAGGAGCCACAUCACUGAGCUGAAGAGGGAAGAGAAGGAACUAUCAUGGGUGUGCAAGAAGACGUGGAAAAGUUCCUUAAAGAGAAUCCUGAGUUUGCUCGAAUGUACUUUGCCAAAAAGCUGAGCCCGUCUUCCAUAUCCAAGGCGUCAGGACUCCAGGAGAAGAUCAUCGACUUUGGCCACUUUCAAGAACUAAGUCAGGUUGAAGAAAGCCAAAUAAUGUAUGACCUGAUCAAAGACAUGCAAGAGAACGUCAACAUGGAAAAAGUGGUCUUCAAAAUCCUGAAGCGACUCAGCGCCAUGAUCCACGCUGACCGCUGCAGCCUCUUCAUGUACCGGCAGCGGAACGGCAUCGGAGAGCUCGCCACCAGGCUCUUCAACGUCCACAAGGACUCAAUGCUGGAGGACUGCGUGGUGCCGCCGGACUCCGAGAUCGUCUAUCCGCUGGACCUGGGAAUAGUUGGCAAUGUGGCGCUCACUAAGAAGACGGUUAACAUCAAAAAUGUCAAAGAGAGCCAGCACUUUAGUUCAUUUGUAGAUGAACUUACAGAAUACCAGACCAGGAACGUUCUGGCUACACCUAUCCUCAACGGCAAAGACAUGGUGGCAGUGAUCAUGGCUCUGAACAAAACCACAGGACCACAUUUCACUGCAGAGGAUGAAGAUCUUUUCUUAAAAUAUCUAAAAAUUGCCAGUCUGAACCUAAAGAUCUUCCACUUGAGUUACCUUCACAACUGUGAGACACGUAAAGGACAGCUGCUGCUGUGGUCUGCUAACAAGGUUUUUGAAGAGCUGACGGACAUUGAGCGACAGUUUCACAAAGCCUUGUAUACGGUCCGAGCCUACCUCAACUGUGACCGCUACUCUGUGGGUUUACUAGACAUGACAAAAGAAAAGGAGUUCUUUGACAUCUGGCCUGUUUUGAUGGGAGAGCAGGCACCUUACUCUGGCCCUGUAACUCCUGACGGCAGGGAGGUAAUUUUUUACAAAGUGAUUGACUACAUCUUGCAUGGAAAAGAAGACAUCAAAGUAAUACCAAACCCACCUGCAGAUCAUUGGGCCUUGAGCAGCGGCCUGCCCACUUAUGUGGCUGAGAGCGGUUUUAUUUGUAACAUUAUGAACGCAGCUGCAGAUGAGACGUUUCACUUUCAGACGGAGGCGCUGGACGACAGCGGCUGGACCAUAAAAAAUGUUCUGUCACUCCCAAUUGUCAACAAGAAAGAAGAAAUAGUUGGUGUGGCAACGUUUUACAACAGGAAAGAUGGAAAACCUUUUGAUGAUCAUGACGAGCARCUCAUGGAGGCUUUGACUCAGUUCCUGGGAUGGUCAGCUCUGAACACGGACACGUACGACAAGAUGAACAAGCUGGAGAACCGGAAAGACAUCGCUCAAAACAUGGUUCUCUAUCACGUCAAAUGUCGGGAYGAUGAGAUUCAGAAUAUUCUGAACACAAGAGAUGUCUAUGACUGUGAACCCCAAGAGUGUGAAGAGGAGGAGCUUCUCGAUAUUCUGAAAAAAGACCUGCCUCCACUGAUCAAGAAAUUCGAGAUCUACGAGUUCCGCUUUUCAGAUUUCAACUGCACAGAGAUGGAGCUGGUGAAGUGCGGGAUCCAGAUGUACUACGAAGUCGGCGUGGUCAAGAAGUUCCAGAUCCCUCAGGAGGUGCUGGUUCGUUUUAUGUACUCGAUCAGUAAAGGCUACAGAAGAAUCACUUACCACAACUGGCGUCACGGGUUCAACGUGGGACAGACCAUGUUCACACUACUAACAACAGGACAUCUAAAGAGAUACUACACUGACCUGGAGGUGAUGGCUAUGAUUACUGCUGGUUUCCUGCAUGAUAUUGACCACAGGGGGACAAACAACUUGUACCAGGUCAAGUCUGGUAACCCUCUGGCCAAGUUGCACGGUUCCUCCAUCCUGGAACGACACCAUCUAGAGUUUGGAAAGUUCCUUCUGGCUGAUGAGUCACUGAACAUCUACCAGAACCUCAACAGGAGGCAGGUAGAUCAUGUGAUUCAUCUCACGGACAUUGCCAUCAUUGCUACUGAUCUGGCUCUUUAUUUCAAAAAGAGAACCAUGUUCCAGAAAAUUGUGGACCUUCGACAUACAUAUGAAGAUGAGAAAAAAUGGGUGGACUUCAUGUCCUUAGAAACAACCAGAAAAGAGAUUGUCAUGGCCAUGAUGAUGACGGCGUGUGACUUGUCUGCUAUCACAAAGCCCUGGGAAGUGCAGAGCAAGGUUGCCUUGUCUGUGGCUGCAGAGUUUUGGGAGCAGGGUGAUUUGGAAAAGACAGUACUGGAACAACAACCCAUUCCUAUGAUGGAUAGAACCAAAGCAGCAGAGCUUCCUAAGCUACAGUGUGGUUUUAUCGACUUUGUCUGCAUGUUCGUCUACAAGGAGUUUUCUCGCUUCCAUCCACAAAUCCAACCUAUGCUGGAYGGUAUUAUUAACAACAGGAAGGAGUGGAAUGCUAAAAAAGAGGAGUACGAGGCUAAGCUGAAAGCCAUAGAGGACGCGAAGGCUGCUAAAGAAGCGGCAGGACAAGGCAAAGCUGCUGCAAACAACCCCGGUGGUGGAGGCUCCAAGACCUGCUCUGUGUGCUAAUGGAGCAAAGACUUGUAAGCUACAAAGAAGCGGGUGCUCCACGUGGAGGGACUGAACAGUCUGAGAAUCACAGUCAGAACAAGACUUACCGUCAAAUAUUUAAAUAUCCGAAAUAUGGACUACGGGUUAAUCCAGAGCCUGAAAAACAAUAAAAGCUACAAUAAAAAAUGAAGGAGUUGUUCAUCAAAAAGAAAAUUCAUCUUUUUUAAUCAAAAGAAGUUGAGACUAAAUAUUGGUUUAAUUAAAGGAAGAUAAAGAUUCAUUCUUSUGUUUUA